AUGGCGCCCUUGACAUCUGUUGUUGACGAUGACCGCCUUCCGCCUUCUCUUUUCCAGAUCUAUCGCGCUUACAAGCAAAGCACGGCUGUGGUAUUGGACUGGCUCCAACCCCAAACAGAUGGUUGCCUUGGAUCAGUCGACGAUGCUGCGCACCCGAAGGUGUCUAUACAUGGCAUCCUUGUCGCAGCGCAAAAGGCAGCGGCAUCUGCCAGACGUCCACCAGCCCCAGUCCAUGACGCCUCCAAGGUCGCUCUCGUACACCGCAAAAAGCUGACAGAGUACUACGAAGGCCUUCCGACCAAGUCUGAAGAAUCCAAAGAAUCCACAGAGCGCCACAAAGCUUUCAACAACACGUUGGCUGAUGCUUAUGCGCUUUUGUUCCCAAAGCGGCAGCAAAGUGCAAAAUGUCCGAAGAAGACAAAGUCCACGGAGAAAAUCCAGCCAACCACGACUCCGUUAUCGUCUAACUCGUUUGAAUUACUGAGCCAUUUCAUCGAACACGAACCGGACUACGGCGCCUCCGUCUCCCACUUCUGGGCGAACAUACGUGCCAAGGCCCCAAAGAAGCGAUCAAGCAUAUGUGUUGGAGCUGAAGCGACUCUCACCAAGUCUCGAGAGCUAUGGACAGCUGUUGCGCGCGGUGAAGUACCUAUGGCUGUUGGUGGUUUCUCGAUCAACUGGAUGUAUGAGUGGCUUCGGGAAAUGGUGCGGGCUAAUGAAGUAGGCACAAAAGAACCAACGCUUCUACCAGGAGUUUACAUACCACGGAAACAUGGAGUUGAAUACGGCCGGUAUGGUUGCGAUGAGAGGUUGAAUGACUUCAUCGAAGACUGGGGGUUUCUCGCGGGAUACCAUGAGAUAUCAAAAUUUCGCAAAACGUUGAGGAAAGACGGUUUCAUUAUAGCUAAACCAGAGAGAGAGAGGCUUGAAGACUACUUCGAAACUACACCGCCGGCUACCGAAUCCAAACCGAAGACCCAUUGUUCACCAGCUCUUCCGACAGGUCUACCAAGCUCUUUCGAAUUUACAUUCACUCUUUCGAAGGAUCAUCAAGUGCCAGACAUUCCAGACGUUCAUCAUCAGAAAAAGCCAGAGACCGACCCGCAAUCUUCAUACAUUUAUGAUAACUUGCUAGCCCAGUCCAUUCUUUGCAGUGUGUAUCGGGUGGUUGAGCAGGCCGCAAUUACCUUCAAGACGGAUCCUCUCACUGUCAAAAGCUUUCUCAUCUCACGUGCGAUGAAUGGCAUUGGCAAUCUCAUUAAACAGAUGUCCGGUUUUCGCGACGGAACGGAAUUCAGCCUUCACAACCAAUCUCCCUGGAUAAACGGCGGCCAUAUGGCGUCCAUACUAGGUCGCGGCACUUUCGUAGGAAUUGAACUACUUAACGACAGAGGCCACUUUGCUCUAGUUUUACAUGUUUACAAUAUGCUGAAGCAGACCGCCUUAAUGCGCCAAAAACUCCCGAUAUUGGAGGAAUUAGAAACACACUUUGGAUCUGCAGUGUUUACGAGCCUGACCAACAGGCCACGGAAGGAUUACCUUGCUACUUAUGACCGCUACCGAGGCUACAAACUCAAACGUCGUAGAACAAUAUUCGAUGACACGGAUUAUCUCCAUCGGGAACCUCCCAAAAUGUACAAGGAGCUUCCAUUUUCUCGAGAUGGGCGUAUCAAAGCCGCGAAUCUAUCGACCUUUGCCUUAGAAGGUGCCAUGAACAAAUACAGGAUUAACCUAUUGCUGGGCAAACUCGCCGAUGAGGACCAAGGUCCCAAGUUCAAACACUAUGACUUUGAUCAUCCAAGCCGCUGCAGAGCUUUCUUUGCAGACCACUCGCUUACGGACCUCACUGAACGAGCAAAAGACUGCAUAAUGAGGGAGUUCCAGGGACCACUGCCGCUAGCGAAAAUCAACUACUUCGCAGUUAUGACACUCUGUAUGGAAAUAUGGGAGCAGGUUUGCAGGCGAGCUACACUGGCGGGCCAUAGCGACACGCCUAAACAAACAGAAUUCGACUUUCUCUGGAACAAGAUGCCAAAACGGGUCGAAGACGCCGAGGCCAUGUGUGGCAUGUGGAUUGGAAUCUCUGCUCUUAAUGUGGCUGAAUAUGGCAAGGAUAAUAGAAAUCGCGCCAGACCUCUUGAUAGCUAUUCCCUGCCAAUCAUGGUCCGGGAUGCCAUGGUCGAAGUAUGCGAAGGAAAGGAGUUGAGCGACUUUCUGUGGAAGUCGGAUUGUUAA
Molecule: messenger RNA, 2235 nt
Organism: Pyrenophora tritici-repentis Pt-1C-BFP
Lineage: Eukaryota; Fungi; Ascomycota; Dothideomycetes; Pleosporales; Pleosporaceae
Source: RefSeq, a predicted model, not a curated record